AUGAUGUCUGGGAAGGACCAGCCUGAAAAUAUUGGUGAACUCCCUGAAGAUAAGCCUCAGCAGGAAGAGGAACCAACCGAUUUAGCCUCAGAACCACUGGCCUCAGAGAAUAAGGUGGAGGCUGAUGAUAUAAAUACAGAGGAGACAAAGAAAGUGGAGGAUGCUAAUAAGGAAGUUAAAGAAAUCCCAGGAGACCAAAAUGAGCCCUCUACCAGUGAUCCGGAAGUCAUAAAGAUCCAGGCCUGGUGGCGGGGUACCCUGGUGCGCCGGACACUGCUGCAUGCAGUAAUCAGAGUGAUGGUCAUUCAGCGCUGGUGGAAGCAAAUCCUGACAAAGCUGAUGGAGAGGAGGCGGCGUGCAACAUUGGAAACCUUUACACGGAAGGAGUGGGCAGCAGUCAAGCUGCAGUCCUGGGUCCGCAUGUGGCGCAUUCAUAGGCGCUAUUGCCGUUUGCUCAAUGCUGCCCGAAUUAUCCAGGCUUACUGGAGGUGCCAUUCUUGUGCUUCCCGGGGUUUCAUCAAGGGACACUACAGAGUCACUGCCAACCAGCUGCAUCUCGAGCUAGAGAUCUUGAUGGGCUCAGGGCCUUGCAUUGUGUCAGAGUGUAUUCCCCUCCCAAUAAAGCAGUGA
Messenger RNA from Nyctereutes procyonoides (raccoon dog), 630 nucleotides. Its product is annotated as IQ domain-containing protein F1-like. The transcript has 4 exons. The record is from RefSeq and is a predicted model, not a curated record. Gene Ontology annotation, molecular function: calmodulin binding. The coding region runs from base 1 to 630 and encodes 209 amino acids. Lineage: Eukaryota; Metazoa; Chordata; Mammalia; Carnivora; Canidae.